AUGGUUUCCCCCCUCCUGCUCCUCGCACUCAGUGCGCUUGCUUCUGCGUAUCCAAAACAAAUCUGUGAUGGUGCGAAUGGAGCUGUAGCUUCUGAGAGCAAGGUGUGCUCGCAGAUUGGAAUUGAUGUAUUGAAGGAUGGGGGAAAUGCUGCUGAUGCUCUUGUUGCCCAGCAAUUCUGCGUUGGGGUGGUUGGAAUGUAUCACUCUGGUGUUGGUGGGGGUGGAUUCAUGACUGUCCGUUCGCCGAAAGGAGAAUACGAGUUUAUUGACUUCAGAGAAAUGGCUCCUGGUGCAGCUUUCGAAUCCAUGUACUCCUCCAACAUCAACCUCUCACUCUACGGCGGAUUAGCAAGCGGCGUGCCUGGCGAACUUCGCGGAUUGGAAUACCUGCACAAGAAAUACGGAUCGAAGCCCUGGAAGCAAUUAUUGCAACCGGCAAUCAAGGUUGCGAGAGAUGGUCAAGCGGUGACCGCAGACCUUGUGAGAUAUAUUGGAUCUACUGCAAACAACUCCUUCCUCACAACAGACCCAUCGUGGGCUCUCGACUUUGCGCCAAACGGAACUUUGGUUAAAUUGGGGGAUACGUUGUACCGAAAGCGUUAUGCCAAAACUCUCCAGGCUAUCGCGGAGCAUGGUCCAAACGCUUUCUAUUACGGACCCAUUGCGAAUGCUACGAUCAAUGCCCUUCAAUCAACUGGUGGUUCUAUGACCCUUUCAGAUUUGGCAAAUUACACCAUCAAGAUAAGACCCCAUUCAAAUAUCACAUACCGAGGAUAUAAAAUUACUACUGGAAGUGCGCCGUCCAGCGGGGCAGUUGUUUUGAGUGCCCUCAAAAUCGUCGAAGGCUAUGAUAUGUCUACACCUUCACUACUGAACCUCUCAACCCAUUACCUAGACGAGGCAAUGAAAUUUGGAUAUGGUCAACGAACAGAACUCGGAGACCCAACCUUUGUUACAAAUAUCACAGCAUAUCAGCAGAGGAUGUACUCCGAGAAGACCGCUGGGGAAGUCCGAAGCCUGAUCCAAGCAAAUAGUGUUUUGAGUACCCAAGCAUAUAACCCAUCCAGUUAUGAUAUCUUGACCGACGACGGAACAAGUGCUGCAGUCGCAGCCGACAAGAGUGGCCUCACAAUUGCCAUCACAUCUACUAUCAAUACGCUCUUUGGAAGCCGUGUCAUGGUUCCCGAGACAGGUAUUAUCAUGAACAAUGAAAUGAACGAUUUCAGUGUCCCAGGUACAACCAAUGCCUUCGGCUUCACUGCUUCCCCAGCAAACUAUAUCCGACCCUUCAAGCGCCCACUCUCCUCGAUCUCCCCCUCCAUCGUCGAGUACCCUGACGGAUCCGUCUACAUCUCGCACGCCUCCGCAGGCGGCUCUCGCAUCAUCACUGAGAUCCAACAACACCUGUGGCACGUGCUAGACCAAAACAUGACUUCGGCACAAGCUCUCGCGCAACCGAGAAUGCACGACCAGCUCGCUGGAGUUGUGUCUUUUGAAUACGGGAACCAAGAUGUGCAGGGUUAUAACAAUGAGACGACUGCUUUCUUUGCGCAGAUUGGUGCUAAUGUCACUUUUGUGGCGCCUGGGCAAACAACUGCGCAGGCGUUGAGGAGGUUAGCGAAUGGAACCUUUGAGGCGGCUAGUGAGCCUAGGCAGGAGAAUAGUGGUGCCUUUGUUAUUUGA
Molecule: messenger RNA, 1683 nt
Organism: Lachnellula hyalina
Lineage: Eukaryota; Fungi; Ascomycota; Leotiomycetes; Helotiales; Lachnaceae
Product: Glutathione hydrolase proenzyme
Exons: 4
Coding region: 1-1683 (560 amino acids)
Biological process (GO): glutathione catabolic process
Cellular component (GO): plasma membrane
Molecular function (GO): glutathione gamma-glutamate hydrolase
Source: RefSeq, a predicted model, not a curated record